AAAGUACAUAUUAAGAGAUAUGUCUGUUGCUUUAUGCAUAGGGGCCUUCAUUAUCACAUGCAUUAUGCAUUGGGUUUACAACUGGAGAAACCCCAGAUGCAAUGGAAAGCUCCCACCAGGUUCCAUGGGCUUGCCACUACUGGGAGAGACCCUUCAGUUCUUUGCUCCCAAUACCUCGUCGGACAUUCCUCCUUUUAUAAAAGAGAGAAUGGAAAAAUAUGGGCCAGUUUUCCGGACCAGUUUGGUGGGCAGGCCCGUCGUAAUAUCAACGGAUUCGGAUCUCAAUUACUUCAUCUUUCAACAAGAAGGACGCUUGUUCCAGAGUUGGUAUCCAGACACCUUUACAGAGAUCUUUGGACGACAGAAUGUGGGUUCCUUGCAUGGGUUCAUGUACAAGUACCUUAAGAAUCUGGUUUUGAAUCUGUUYGGUCCUGAAAACCUGAAAGAAAAGCUGCUCCCAGAAGUGGAAGAGGCAGCAAGAAAAAGUUUACAUCUGUGGACAUGCCAGAAUACUGUGGAACUGAAGGAAGCCAUUUCAACUAUGAUAUUUAAUCUGACAGCAAAGAAGCUGAUCRGUUAUGAUGCAACCAAGUCGACAGAGAAYCUGAGGGAGAACUUUGUUGCCUUCAUAAAAGGACUUAUCUCUUUCCCUCUGGAUAUUCCUGGAACACAAUAUCAUAAAUGCUUGCAGGGRCGGAAGAAGGCAAUGAAGCURCUGAAGGAUAUGCUAGWGGAGAGACGUGCAAUGCCUSAGAAGCGCCAUGGGGAUUUCUUUGAYCUCGUCGUUGAAGAACUGGAGAAACAAGGAACCGUUCUAACAGAGUCUAUUGCUCUGGAUUUGAUGUUUKUGCUUCUCUUUGCUAGCUUUGAGACUACUUCCCUGGCUCUAACCUUAGGCAUGAAGUUUCUYUCAGACCACCCUUCAGUGCUGAAAAGRCUGACGGAAGAGCAUGAGGCUAUUCUAAGAAGAAAGGAGAAUGGUGAUUCUGGGCUUACAUGGAAAGAUUACAAAUCAAUGACUUUCACAUUUCAGGUUAUUMACGAAAUAGUUAGGCUGGCAAAUAUCGUCCCUGGAAUUUUCAGAAAAGCAUUGCAUGAUAUCCAUUUUAAGGGAUAUACAAUUCCUGCAGGCUGGGGGGUUAUUGUCUGUCCUCCAGCUGUACACUUGAAUCCUGCCAAAUAUGAAGACCCAGUUGCUUUCAAUCCAUGGAGAUGGGAUGGGGUGGAACUAAAUGGUGCAACCAAACAUUUCAUGGCUUUUGGCGGUGGGAUGAGAUWUUGUGYUGGAACGGACUUCACCAAGRUGCAGAUGGCUGUCUUCUUUCACUGCUUGGUUACAAAGUAUAGGUGGACAGCAGUCAGCGGAGGAGACAUACUUCGUACGCCUGGGUUGGYGUUUCCCAAUGGUUUUCACAUUCAGAUUUCAGAGAAGAAAUGAAA
This is a messenger RNA of Nelumbo nucifera (sacred lotus), 1440 nucleotides long. Its product is annotated as cytochrome P450 87A3. Gene Ontology annotation, molecular function: oxidoreductase activity, acting on paired donors, with incorporation or reduction of molecular oxygen; monooxygenase activity; iron ion binding. Gene Ontology annotation, biological process: brassinosteroid biosynthetic process; sterol metabolic process; brassinosteroid homeostasis. Lineage: Eukaryota; Viridiplantae; Streptophyta; Magnoliopsida; Proteales; Nelumbonaceae. The record is from RefSeq and is a predicted model, not a curated record.